This is a messenger RNA of Nomascus leucogenys (northern white-cheeked gibbon), 1566 nucleotides long. RefSeq names its product MARCKS like 1 (gene MARCKSL1). The record is from RefSeq and is a predicted model, not a curated record. Gene Ontology annotation, molecular function: actin filament binding; calmodulin binding. Gene Ontology annotation, biological process: central nervous system development; actin filament organization. Gene Ontology annotation, cellular component: cytoplasm; plasma membrane. Lineage: Eukaryota; Metazoa; Chordata; Mammalia; Primates; Hylobatidae.
CGGCGGGCGGCGGGCGGCAUUCUGGCGCGGAGCGGAGCGGCGGCGGGCGCAGCUAGCGGGUCGGCCGCGGAGCGGAGGUGCAGCUCGGCUUCCCCCGGCACCCCUCCCCCUCGGGCGCCAGCCCCACCCCUCCGCCGGCCGGGCCGACCCCGCCGUACUAUCCACUGCGGCGCGAGCCCGGGGCGGCUCCGAGCGCCCCCCAGCAGACCCCCAUCAUGGGCAGCCAGAGCUCCAAGGCUCCCCGGGGCGACGUGACCGCCGAGGAGGCAGCAGGCGCUUCCCCCGCGAAGGCCAACGGCCAGGAGAAUGGCCACGUGAAAAGCAAUGGAGACUUAUCCCCCAAGGGUGAAGGGGAGUCUCCCCCCGUGAACGGAACAGAUGAGGCAGCCGGGGCCACUGGCGAUGCCAUCGAGCCAGCACCCCCUAGCCAGGGUGCUGAGGCCAAGGGGGAGGUCCCCCCCAAGGAGACCCCCAAGAAGAAGAAGAAAUUCUCUUUCAAGAAGCCUUUCAAAUUAAGCGGCCUGUCCUUCAAAAGAAAUCGGAAGGAGGGUGGGGGUGAUUCCUCUGCCUCCUCACCCACAGAGGAAGAGCAGGAGCAGGGGGAGAUCGGUGCCUGCAGCGACGAGGGUACUGCCCAGGAAGGGAAGGCCGCAGCCACCCCUGAGAGCCAGGAGCCCCAGGCCAAGGGGGCAGAGGCUAGUGCAGCCUCAGAAGAAGAGGCAGGGCCCCAGGCUACAGAGCCAUCCACUCCCUCGGGGCCGGAGAGUGGCCCUACACCAGCCAGCAAUGAGCAGAAUGAGUAGCUAGGUGGGGGCAGGUGGGUGAUCUCUAAGCUGCAAAAACUGUGCUGUCCUUGUGAGGUCACUGCCUGGACCUGGUGCCCUGGCUGCCUUCCUGUGCCCAGAAAGGAAGGGGCUAUUGCCUCCUCCCAGCCACGUUCCCUUUCCUCCUCUCCCUCCUGUGGAUUCUCCCAUCAGCCAUCUGGUUCUCCUCUUAAGGCCAGUUGAAGAUGGUCCCGUACAGCUUCCCAAGUUAGGUUAGUGAUGUGAAAUGCUCCUGUCCCUGGCCCUACCUCUUUCCCUGUCCCCACCCCUGCAUAAGGCAGUUGUUGGUUUUCUUCCCCAAUUCUUUUCCAAGUAGGUUUUGUUUACCCUACUCCCCAAAUCCCCGAGCCAGAAGUGGGGUGCUUAUACUCCCAAACCUUGAGUGUCCAGCCUUCCCCUGUUGUUUUUAGUCUCUUGUGCUGUGCCUAGUGGCACCUGGGCUGGGGAGGACACUGCCCCGUCUAGGUUUUUAUAAAUGUCUUACUCAAGUUCAAACCUCCAGCUUGUGAAUCAACUGUGUCUCUUUUUUGACUUGGUAAGCGAGUAUUAGGCUUUGGGGUGGGGGGAGGUCUGUAAUGUGAAACAACUUCUUGUUGUCUUUUUUUCUCCCACUGUUGUAAAUAACUUUUAAUGGCCAAACCCCAGAUUUGUACUUUUUUUUUUUUUUUCUAACUGCUAAAACCAUUCGCUUCCACCUGGUUUUACUGUAACAUUUGGAAAAGGAAUAAAUGUCGUCCCUUUA